Thunnus maccoyii (southern bluefin tuna) is the source of this 2210-nucleotide messenger RNA. RefSeq lists its product as uncharacterized. The record is from RefSeq and is a predicted model, not a curated record. The transcript is spliced from 5 exons. The coding region runs from base 22 to 1380 and encodes 452 amino acids. Lineage: Eukaryota; Metazoa; Chordata; Actinopteri; Scombriformes; Scombridae.
CAGAGGGGGAAACCUUUGGAGAUGAAUCUAUACAGGAGCUUCGGGAACCUUAUGGAGGCUUGGGUAACUGAGGGAAACCUGUGUUCUGACCCAGAAUGGCUUGGAAAUCAUGAUGAAGACUCUGCUGCAUCUUCAACUGACAUGGGGACAAAUCUGCGCUCUGAAUCGGUGGACUCUGGAGUGGAGACACCCAGCUCUGACACAUCUUUUCCUGCUACAUCCUGCAUCUCCACAGAUAAUGCAGAAAUAGACACAUUUACUCAGACUUCAACAUCCCAGUCUCCUUUGCUCUCCUCUUCUGUGCCUCCCUUUUCUUCCUCUUCCUCCCCGCACAUCUGUCCCAGCAGAGCCCAGGAAGGAUCUACAGCCUUGCACCUAAAAGUGGAGCAAACCCUCCAGAGGGCUGACUGUGAACGACUAAAGGACAACCCAGAGCCUGUUACAGUUGACGAGGUGCUCAGGCGGCAGCCUCGAACAUCUUUUCUAUCAAAACGGCACACAUCGAACUUGGUGAGAGGUCAGAGGUCACAGAGUUUAGGCCCAAGGAGGACAGUCAACCCAUCAGUGCCAGUCAGGCAGAUGUCAGAAAUUCACAGACGGCCGCUGUCUUUGAGUUGUGGCAAGCAGGCAGCUCAGACAAGAUCAGAGGACCUUGGUGAGGAGGUGAGGACAGCAUUGAGUCCUGGGCUCAACUACUUGGAGCAGGUAUGCCAAAUGUUGGAGGAAAUUGCCAGGCAACAGAUGCACAACCGUGCUUUACAGAUGGAGAUGGAUGCCCUGCAGGAACAUCAAGACACACAGGCUCCUGACACCUGUCAGGGUGUCUCUAAAGCCCUCGAAGAAAACAUCUCCUCCUGUCAAACUCUUGAGAAUGAAGGUGACGAGCAAGUUUCCUGUGAACCCCAUCAACAGAAAGAUUAUCCUUACAGAAAUUUUCGUCAGAGAUCAGCUUCAUACACGUCUAUUGAAACACUGCAUUCAAGUGAGUCAUCUUCCACCCGUCUUUCCAUUCUCAGCUUAUGUUUUUGUAUAUUUAUUUUAUUUUAUAUGGGCAUGGAUUGGCAGGAUGUUCUUGUGUUUAGCUAUAUUAUUGUGUGUGUGCUUGGUGCAGGGAAAUUGAAAGCAGACUGCAAAGGGCAACACCUGAGUACAGAUGACCUGCUGAAAAAGACAGAGGAAGACGGUGAAAAGCAGGAGUGUAAAAAGGGAGAGACGAAUAAAACGAACAAGAACUGGAGGUUAAAAAUUGGGUCUUUGAGAAGAGAUGAUUCUGGUUUGAAAGAUACAAAGAGCCAACAGAUGCAGUCAUCUGAGAAAAACUCCACCCGGCGACGGUUGAGCAAGCUGUUCAGGAGACGAAGGAAAACUCUGCCUGCAUGAAUGGACCACACUGUAUUUCUUGUGAUGUUUGGACAUUUUGGUUUCAGUUCUGAAGAGGAGAAAACUCUCUUUUAAAUAGGCGAAGCACUCUCACUGCUUUCAUGCUGACUUCCUAUUCAGCCUGUGUGAUGUAUCAAAUCUGCCAUGUUUAUUUAUUGUCAGCUGUGCAUUUGCAAUCUUUUAUUUAUACUGAUAAAGUAUGUUACUUUCUAAAAUACUCUGACAGGGAAUGAAAUAAACGUAUAGUUUCUCUGUAAUUUGUAAUUAAUAGCAGUGCAAAGCUUGAUUAAAAAACUUCAAACUGGUAUCUGUAUUUUUUCCUGGUCAAAGCUGCGAGUUUGUAAAGAAGACAGUAUUACAAGUCAAAUAAAAUAAAAUGUCAAAAUAUAGCAUUGCAAGUUUCCAGAGCUGAGUGUGGAAAGUCUUCAAGUUGCUUGUUUUGUUUAACCAACAAUACAAAAUCCAAAAGAUAUUCAAUUUAUAAUCAUACAAAAGCAGUUACACAUUUUAGAAACUGGAAUGAAUGUUGCUUGAUAAAUAACCUAAACUGUUGAUUAUUUAUAAAAAUUUUCAGUUGAUUGACCCUACCUAAAUGAAAGUAACCCUCGGUGUUUGAAGCAUUAAAGGAACAGUGUGUAGGAUUUAGUGGCAUCUAGUGGUGAGGUUGCAGAUUACAAUCAACUGAAUAUCCCUUCCCUCCCCCUUCCAAGGAUGUAGGAGAACCUAUGGUGGCCACGAAACUCAUGAAAAAUGUUAAAGGCCCUCUCUAGAGAAAGUGUUUGGUUUGUUCAUUCUGGGCUGCUGUAAAAACAUGGCGAUGCAACAUGGCG